CCCUCUUCUUUGAGAAGAAGAGAACCUAAUGAACCGAGGGGUAAAAGGAAGAGGUCGACUUGUCCAUACAAGCUUAAGAAACAACAAGCAACUAUAAGGUGUUCUAAAUGCCAUGAAACAUGUCACAAUGCUCUUAGAUGCAAGGUUACUGUACAAAACACAGAAGGACUAGAGAAUUCUAGUCAUGCACCACACCAACAGGAAGCAAAUGCAAAUGCCAAUAUCCCUAAUAUGAGGGAGAAGUUAAAGGAGGUUCAAGAAAAUGCCAAUAUUUUACCACCCAUAGAAGAUGAUUUGAUGAAUAUUACAAAACAAAACACAAUAGGUGUGGAGAAUUCAUCUAGUGCACAACAACAAAAGGAAAAUGCAAAUUCAAAGAUUUUACCACCCACCCAAGAGGAUCUGAUGGAUAGUGUGAUUUCAUAUCAGGAUUUGAUUGCAAAAAUUGAAAGCCAGGUUGACAGCAACAUAUAUCAAUAUGUGCAGCCUCACAAGCCAGGUCCUUCUCCAUUUGAGCAGCUGAAAAUGUCCUCAAAC
Messenger RNA from Striga asiatica, 537 nucleotides. The record is from the annotation of a GenBank genome assembly. NCBI's taxonomy places the organism in Eukaryota, Viridiplantae, Streptophyta, Magnoliopsida, Lamiales, Orobanchaceae.